AUGGCGGAUCUUUCCAAAGAUCGUGUCACACCACAGCGCCCGUUCAUGAUCUCUCGGCUGGAUUACGCAGGACCGAUCAAAUUUCUCUUUUCAAAAGGAAGAGGAGCGAAAAAUACCAACAGAUUCGUUACAAUUUUCGUUUGCCUUACGGUGAAAGCAAUCCACAUUGAGAUCGUAUCAGAUCUAACAUCCAAAGCGUUUCUUGCUGCCUACGACAGAUUCAAUGCUAAAAGAGGAGCCUGCUCUUGCCUGUAUUUGGACAAUACAACUACUUUCAAAGGAGCAGCUACGGACCUCAAACAAUUAUUUACAGAAACUUUUGAGUUUGUGAAGGAUAUUAAAGGACAGCUGGCCAUGCAAGGGACUGAGUGGUCAUUCAUACCACCUAGAGCUCCGCACUUUGGUGGAAUAUGGGAGGCCGCCGUCAAGAGUUUUAAGCACCACUACACACGGAUCGUUGGAAAGUCAGCGCUGACCUUCAAAGAGCACAGCACUCUAUCUGCUAAGAUUGAGUCUUGCCUCAACUCAAGACCGAUCGGUCCUCUCAGCACAGACCCUUCGGAACCAGCCGCACUAACUCCUGGACACUUUCUAGUUGGCACAUCCUGUCUCGCCCCUCCAAAACCUGUUGACCUCUCACAAAAAUAG
Messenger RNA from Copidosoma floridanum, 648 nucleotides. RefSeq lists its product as uncharacterized. NCBI's taxonomy places the organism in Eukaryota, Metazoa, Arthropoda, Insecta, Hymenoptera, Encyrtidae. The record is from RefSeq and is a predicted model, not a curated record.